Molecule: messenger RNA, 171 nt
Organism: Puccinia triticina
Lineage: Eukaryota; Fungi; Basidiomycota; Pucciniomycetes; Pucciniales; Pucciniaceae
Exons: 2
Coding region: 1-171 (56 amino acids)
Source: RefSeq, a predicted model, not a curated record
AUGUCUAUCACGGGCACUCUCUCUCAGGGGAAGGCUAAGAAAUUUGCUGACCAUCUCCAUCUGAGCUCCAAUAAGGCCCGCAGAACUCAGUUGCGCGAAAUGGCCCACCAAGCAAAGCUCUUCGCGCUGGCGGAAGAGGUGUACGGCCGGGAAGCGGGUGGGGAUGGAUAA